This is a messenger RNA of Sphaeramia orbicularis (orbiculate cardinalfish), 1056 nucleotides long. It is a transcript of the gene s100s, whose product is annotated as S100 calcium binding protein S. Gene Ontology annotation, cellular component: cytoplasm. Gene Ontology annotation, molecular function: calcium-dependent protein binding; calcium ion binding. Bases 86 to 439 code for a protein of 117 amino acids. The record is from RefSeq and is a predicted model, not a curated record. The transcript is spliced from 4 exons. NCBI's taxonomy places the organism in Eukaryota, Metazoa, Chordata, Actinopteri, Kurtiformes, Apogonidae.
UCUGUCCCCUGCAUCUCUUCAAAGACAAAGGAGGCCCUCCAUCAACACUCAGUCUCUCCACGAGCCCAUCACAAGGAGUUCCAAGAUGCCGGACACAAUCAUGUCCAAGGAGCCCACUUCCAACUUGGAGAGCGCCAUGCAGAUGCUCAUAAAGACCUUCCACAAGUACUCGGGGAAGGAGGGCGACAAGUACACGCUGAGCAGGGGUGAACUGAAGGAGCUGUUACUAGAGGAGCUGGGAAGUUACUUAGGGAGCUCCAAAGAUAAUGAAGCAGUUGAGAAGGUGAUGAACGACUUGGACGCCAACAACGACGGGGAGGUGGACUUCACUGAGUUCAUCAUUCUGAUGGGUGCUCUCACGGUCGCCUGCAACGACUUCUUCCUGGAGUACAAAACAGAUGAAAAACCCACAGGCGAGUCGGCGGAGAAGAAAGAUUGAAUCAGUGCAAGAGAGGAGGGAGAAUAGUGGGAGGGAAAGAUGGAAAGAGGGAAGGAGGAGGGAAAAUAACUGUAAAUCAAUGGAGAUAGGGACAGUUUUGCAACAGAUUUUUGUCUUAUGCAAUUUGUAAGCGCUCUAACUACACAUGACUGGAUGGCUGAGGGAAGAGUUCCAGCAGGGAGUUUGUGGGUCCACGAAAUGUGGGACAUUCAGCACAAGUAGUGUUUUCUCUCUGCAACUGUUUUUCAUACCACAGCAUAUCCGGAACUAGUUGCACUGCUCUCAGAACAGUGACUGACUACGCAUACACAACAGGGUAUAUUCAACUUUUAUCUUCUUCUAACUCAAAAUUCAACACAUUUGACAGGUUCUGGUAUGUUCUGAAUGAGGCACUGGAAGGGAAGGUAGUGUUUUGCGGAAUGCACAACAGGAUGUUUGAGAAUUUCUUGCAUAUGAGUAAUGUCAACAUAUAUUAAGUUACAGAUGAUCAUAUUAUUGUAUGUACUCAGUGUUGAAGAUGAGAAUAUAAUGUAUCCCUUUUCUUGCACCUAUUUUGUAAUCUAUUUUGGUAAUAACCAAUGCAUUCUUCAAAUUAUUAAACAUGGCAUUUAACCAAC